This is a messenger RNA of Onychostoma macrolepis, 4772 nucleotides long. It is a transcript of the gene ppp1r12c, whose product is annotated as protein phosphatase 1, regulatory subunit 12C. The coding region runs from base 176 to 2206 and encodes 676 amino acids. Gene Ontology annotation, molecular function: phosphatase regulator activity; enzyme inhibitor activity; protein kinase binding. The record is from RefSeq and is a predicted model, not a curated record. The transcript is spliced from 21 exons. Gene Ontology annotation, biological process: signal transduction. Gene Ontology annotation, cellular component: cytoplasm. NCBI's taxonomy places the organism in Eukaryota, Metazoa, Chordata, Actinopteri, Cypriniformes, Cyprinidae.
GUGGAUACAGCCCCCGGAAGCUGGUAAGGAGCUGUACUGUGCCCUCUGCAGCCUGGAGGUGAAACUGCAGUUUUGAUCUCUGACCUGAAUUUAACGUCAUGGCAAUUACAUAAAAUCUUUGUCGGGUUCUUGAACUGUACUGGUCAUCGAAAUCCCCGAUCGGCAGUGCUGGAUUAUGGGGGACGCGGCGGUAGCGAAGCGUCGGGAGCAGCUGACGCGUUGGUCGGGCUCCAGCACGGACAGAGAGCCGGCGGUGCCUCGGAGUCGCUGGAGAGGAGAGACGAGCACCGGAGCUUCUGAUGGAGGCAGAACAGACACCAAUGAGCAGCAGAAAAAAAACAGGUGGCGAGUGAGAUUUGAGAAGACUGCGGAGUUCCUAGCAGUGUGUGCUAGUGGUGACACCGAGGAGGCGAAGGAGAUGCUGAGAGAAGCAAGAGGGCAGAAUGGAGAGGAUGAUAUGGUUAACUGUGCCAAUGCUGAUGGAAUAACAGCUUUACACCAGGCUUGUAUCGAUGGCAGUAUGGAGAUGGUGGAAUUUCUUCUGUCUCGGGGUGCCAAUGUUAAUCAGGUGGACAGUGAGGGUUGGACCCCUCUACAUGUGGCUGCAUCAUGUGGAAACCUGGAGAUAACGGAAUUUCUGCUCCGGCAUGGUGCAUCUCUCUGCUCUGUGAACUGUGAUGGUGAUGUGCCAAUGGACAUUGCAGAGGAUGAGGCCACAGAGACACUGCUGCAAGAACACACAUUGACACAGGAUGUGGAAGUAGCUAAGCGGGCAGAAGAGGAGUGGAUCAUGCGUGAUGCCCGCCACUGGCUCACAAACGGGCUGCCUGCUAAUCUUUGCCACCCCCGGACUGGUGCUACUCCGUUACACGUAGCAGCAGCUAAAGGAUAUUUGGAGGCCAUUAAAUUGUUGUGUCAGUGUGGUCUUGAUGUGAGUGCUAAAGACUAUGAUGGCUGGACUCCUCUCCAUGCUGCAGCUCAUUGGGGUCAAAGUGAAGCCUGCCGUCUACUUGCUGAGCAACUGUGUGACAUGGAGGCCCAUAGUAAUGGGGGUCAGACUCCAUUUGAUGUGGCGGAUGAGAGUGUUGCGUCUUUACUGGAAGAACUGUCUCAAAGACAGGCUAAUUGGAGGACUGAACAGGCACUUAUUGAUCAACAAAAUUCACAGAUCUCAAAUGCCAACACUGCAAACAAGAAACGCAGGAGCUCUGUGUGCCGAAUGAGCAGCAAGGACAAAAUAAAUGUACAGGACCAGUCUAAAGAACGAGGGGUCUCAGGAGGCCUGGGAAUCAACGAUGAGAGAGAAAGCAGCCCAGAAAGUUCAACAGUGUCGACACCAGAAAGCAUUGUUCCCUCUUCAGGGACCAUUGAGGAUAAAGAAGUCAAGGUGAAUGAUCAGGACAGAGCGAGUCGCACAGCAGUUGUGCAGCCCACCCCUCAAAGACGAGAGUCACCUGCUGAGAGCCCCAGUAGUGCCUCUGGUGAUGGAAGGAAGUUUCAGGCUCCAGUGAGAGACGAGGAGUCAGAGUUUCAGAGGAAAGCUCGCUCGCGUCUCAUGCGGCAGUCACGCCGAUCAACACAGGGAGUAACACUGACAGAUCUUAAGGAAGCAGAACGGAUUAUUGUUAAGAGCAAUGAACCUCAGCACCUCAGUGUUCAGCCUGUGAGCCCCAACAUCACAAUAACACCAGCUGAGAGAGACACAGAGCCAGUGAAGGAAUCGGGAGAUGCAGAGACAAGACUAGGAGUGAGAGAUCGCAGGAAAGGGAGGAAAGAGAGACGCUCAACUGGUAUCGUUCAGCUGGCUGGAGAGACGGAUGAUAUGGAUGCAAAUGAAGAUGCUGAACAAGACAACAGAAUAAGUGAUCCUCAGUUAGACGAUUCCAGACACUCCUCUCUGGAUUUUAGAAAGUUGUAUGUGCAGGUGUUGCAAGAGAAUGGAGAUCUAAAAGAGAAGCUUCAAGAAACUCAACUGCAGUUAAAUGAGAGUAAAGUUCAGCUGGAGAAACUCAAACAGAAUCAAGAGAAUGGAUCAGACAGACCAGCCCUGCUGGAGCUGGAGAGAUUUGAAAAGAAACUUCUUCAGCGGAGAGCGUCUGAGUUAGAAGAUGAACUCAAAGUGCUUGUGGAUUUGCGUGCUGACAACCAGAGACUGAAAGAUGAAAAUGCAGCUCUCAUUCGUGUCAUCAGUAAGCUGUCUAAAUGAAUCUUUGGGUCCUUUGGAUUUUUUUCCUGAAUUCAUUGGGAAAGUUGCUGUCCCAUUGUCUGCCCAAAGAACUGCACAGCAUGUUUCUUUCCCUCUCUCAUCUCUGGGACAUAUGCCUCAUGCCUGGGGUGGUUAGACUACUGUUCUUUAAAUGGAUAUGUACAUAUGUAAGGCCUUGUUUAGCUGCCACUCUAGACUCAUCAAAACUGGAAUUUUCAGUGACACAACUCAAGUCCAUCUGCUGUUCAGCUGCUCUAGAUUAUGGUGUUCAGCUCUGAUUCAGGGUGCUCUUGUAACAUUUGUAAUGUUAUUGAUUUCUUUUGUGCAGUGUGCUUACUGCUUUUUUAUUAAUAGCACAGAUAAGGCUUAUAGCUUUAAUGUUCCUUAAAAUUCUGCAGACUAGCCAUCGCACUUAGUUAAUGCCCUUAUUGUGCCCUACACUGCACUGCACUGAUGAGAAUUUUGAGUAAUUUGAAGUUUCAGUUCAGGUUUAUUGUUCAGUUUCACUUAGAGACCAUUGUAAUCUUUGCCUUUCAGCAGGUACCUCUAGAAACCUGCAAAAAUAGAUAAAUUAAGAUUUUAUGAUAUAUAGAAUAUUGUUCGUUAAUAACAAAAAUGAUAUAUUACAGAUCAUAGAACUGCAAUGUUAACAGAACAGGUUAAUGUACGUUGAAAUAGAAAUGAAGUUUUAAUAUAUUUUCAUAUACAUUCGUAUUUGAAUGUACACUCUAAAAAAUGCUGGGUUAAAUACAACCCAGCGCUGGGUGAAAUAUGGACAAACCCAGCGACUGGGUUGUUUUCAACCAACAGUCAGGUUAAAUUUUUAACCCAACAUUCAACCGCUGGGUCAAAAUAACCCAAUCGCCGAGUUUGUCCAUAUAUUACCCAGCGCUGGGUUGCAUUUAACCCAGCAUUUUUUAAGAGUGUACAUAAACCACUGAUCUGUUAAGAAGUAUCUAAUAUUUGUUAAAGGCUUAUUACUGAAAUUGCAGUGUUACCAGAUUUAAAUGUUUAAACUGUGCUUUUUAAUGGGCAAUGCCAUCAUCAUUUUAGCUUAAAAAAUAAUUUUAAUAUUUCUUGAAAUGGUAAGCAAAAAAGAAAGACAAAAUGUGCCAAACAGUAAAAGCAUGCUCAGGGGUCUCUUAGUGAGACAGUAGAAGGUCUUGGAGUAGUGUCUUCUUCUCAGUAUGUAUCUCGAUUAACACUGUACUUUAGCUGACUACUGUUCUUUGGACCAAACAGGCAUUAGUAUGGAUCUAUUUCUCUAUUAUUGCAUAUUUAUGAAUAUAUUAUAAAUGGUGAAUUUUGAUGCUGUUGUGUUCUGCCAGUGGUGUAAUCAUUUUUUAUUAGGAAGAGACACACAAGUGUUUUGUACUGUGACUAUGAGUUUUGUCCUAAACCAAACUGGCGCCAUAGGUCAAAGAUUUUAAAGGUUUACCACUGUUUAUUUGUUUUUGUUUUUUCCUAAAAUUAUUGCUUUCAGGACUUAGGCAUUUGUUCAUCCAGCAAGUGUAUUUUGCCAAAAAUGUGCCUUUCUAUAUAUAUUUAUAUAUAUAGAUAGAAUAUAUCUCUGUUGCUUUGUUAAAAAUGUUGGAGUCAGUUAUUCUCUCUGGCCAAUAAAGAUCAGUGCAAAUGGUUGGGUAACAACCAUUAAAAGCAAUCUGUGCACAAGUGCUUUUAUCUCUUGCAUAAAUAAAUAAUGGCUUGCUAGAUAUAAUUAUUUUCAGAGGUCUGAGUUCCCAUUAGUUGCAGUGGUCGGUAAAUUAAGUGAAAUAUAAGUAGUAGACAAAUGUGGGGUUAUUUGCGAAAGAUAAAGAGUGUAAUUCAUUAAAUUUCCUCCUGGGAAACAUCACAGGACAAGUUUAUACCAGUCUUAACUGAGUCCUAUUACAAACUUAAAAUAUGGCUAAUGGUGUUCUUCUGGUUUAUAUUUGUAUCUUGAAUGUGAAAGAUAUUUUUAUUGUAAAGAAAUGAGUGGUUAAAUGAAAUAAUACAUUCUGAAGACAUUUCACCUGUCCUCCAGUUAAACUAUGACAUGGUAAUCUACACACAUUAUUAGUGGAUGUACUUAUAGGCUCUAUUACUUUUAAAAUGAUAUGGACUGACUGAACUGAACAGACAAUGAUUUGUAUACACGCAUUAGCUCAUUUUAAAUAUUUAUUUUCCACAUUUACUAUAAAGACUGUAAACUGUAAAUGUUAUAUUAAUAUAGAAAUAUUUUAAAUGACAAUUUUUCACUUUUUAGGUUACACUUUGCAUAGUGUAUCCCAGCCAUGGUUCUGGAGUACCCUUGACAGUACACAUUUUGGGUCCAUUCCAAUCGGAAGUGAGCAUUAGUUAGUAUGCCCUACUCACUUCAAAAGUCAGAGCCCAUGGAGUUGGAACUCUUGAGAGAAGGCGGCAAUUGUGUCUCAUUAUGUGACGUGUUGACCACAUCGUUUAGUUGUCUCACCUGUUAGAAUGUCAUUAUGAAUAUAGUGCAGUGUCAAUUCCUUAGGCCAGGAAUUUCUUAUUUCUGUUAAUGUUGUUGCAAAUAAAUAUUUUGCAAUAAAGUUUUUAAAUAUUG